Drosophila grimshawi is the source of this 807-nucleotide messenger RNA. RefSeq names its product larval/pupal cuticle protein H1C. NCBI's taxonomy places the organism in Eukaryota, Metazoa, Arthropoda, Insecta, Diptera, Drosophilidae. The record is from RefSeq and is a predicted model, not a curated record. The transcript has 2 exons. Bases 1 to 807 code for a protein of 268 amino acids.
AUGGCAUUCCGUUACCUCAUCUCCUUGUGCGCCCUGGUGGCCUAUGCCAAUGCUGGUCUCCUUGCCAGCCAUGUGGCUUACGCUAAUCCUGCCGUCGAUGCCGUUGCUUCCACCCAGCAGAAUGUGGUUCGCUCCUUUGCCGGCACUGUGUCCAGCCACUCAAAGGCUAUAGAUACACCCUACUCCAGCGUGCGCAAGUCGGACACUCGCAUCCAGAACAAUGUCUAUACUCCGGCUAUUGCGAAGACAACCUAUGCCGCUCCUCUGUAUACUCAAGCAACACCUGUGGUCCAGAAGACUGUAUAUGCAGCUCCUGCUCCUGUUGUGCACAAGACUGUCUAUGCUGCUCCUGCUCCAGUUGUGCACAAGACUGUCUCAUAUGCUGCUCCAGCUGUCACCUAUGCAGCACCCGCACCAGUGCUGCAGAAGACUGUCUAUGCUGCUCCUGCUCCAGUUGUGCACAAGACUGUCUCAUAUGCUGCUCCAGCUGUCACCUAUGCCGCACCAGCACCAGUUGUGCACAAAACUGUCUAUGCUGCCCCCGCUCCAGUUGUGGCCAAGACUUCAUAUGCCGCUCCAGCUGUUGCCUAUGCUGCAUCCGCACCCGUCCUUGCCAAGACUGUCUCGUACGCAGCACCACUGGCCACCACCAAUGUGAAUCACGGACCGUCUGCCACCACCUACACCCACAAUGCACCCGCUCUGGGCGUGUCCAGCUAUGGCAGCUCCCAGACCGUUCACUACUCGCCUGCGGAGAGCGUCUCGCACAUGAGCUUCGAUGGUUUCGGCACCCACUGGGGUUUCUAA